UCAAGGUUUACUGAAGUCAAAAUGCCGCAGAAGAUCCGUGGUGGUUCUGUGGUAGAGAUGAAAGGGGAUGAGAUGACGCGAAUCAUUUGGGAACUGAUCAAGGAAAAACUCAUUUUCCCCUAUGUGGAGUUGGACCUGCACAGCUACGAUUUAAGCAUAGAGAAUCGUGAUGCCACCAACGACCAGGUCACCAAGGAUGCUGCCGAAGCUAUAAAGAAAUACAACGUCGGCGUCAAGUGUGCUACCAUCACCCCGGAUGAGAAGAGGGUCGAGGAGUUCAACUUGAAGCAAAUGUGGAAAUCACCAAAUGGCACCAUCCGCAAUAUCCUGGGGGGCACAGUCUUCAGGGAAGCGAUCAUCUGCAAAAACAUUCCGCGGCUCGUGAGCGGGUGGGUAAAGCCCAUCAUCAUCGGCCGCCAUGCUUAUGGGGAUCAAUAUAGAGCAACUGAUUUUGUUGUUCCUGGUCCUGGAAAAGUAGAAAUAACCUACACGCCAAGUGACGGAAGCCAAAAGAUGACCUACUUGGUACAUAAUUUUGAAGGAAGUGGUGGUGUUGCCAUGGGGAUGUUCAAUGAAGAUAAAUCAAUUGAAGAUUUUGCUCACAGUUCCUUCCAGAUGGCGCUGGAUAAGGGUUGGCCUUUGUACCUGAGCACCAAAAACACUAUCCUGAAGAAAUAUGAUGGACGUUUUAAAGACAUCUUUCAGGAAAUAUAUGAAAAGAAAUACAAAUCUCAGUUUGAAGACCGGGAGAUCUGGUACGAGCAUCGGCUCAUCGACGACAUGGUGGCCCAAGCUCUGAAGUCCGAGGGUGGCUUCAUCUGGGCCUGCAAGAACUAUGAUGGCGACGUGCAGUCGGAUUCCAUUGCCCAAGGUUAUGGCUCCCUUGGCAUGAUGACCAGUGUGCUGGUUUGUCCAGAUGGCAAGACAGUCGAAGCAGAGGCUGCCCACGGGACUGUUACACGUCACUACCGCAUGUACCAGAAGGGACAGGAGACAUCCACCAAUCCUAUCGCUUCCAUUUUUGCCUGGACCAGAGGGUUAGCUCACAGAGCUAAGCUUGAUAAGAACAAAGAGCUCAGCAUCUUUGCACAGACUUUGGAGGAGGUCUGUAUUGAGACGAUUGAGGCUGGCAGCAUGACCAAGGACUUGGCUGCUUGCAUUAAAGGUUUAUCCAACGUGCAACGGUCUGACUACCUGAAUACCUUUGAGUUCAUGGACAUACUUGGACAAAACCUGAUGGUGAAAUUAGCAAAGUUCAAACUUUAAAAUCACAUCUUGGGUUAGGAGCCUAAAGGGUAGUUUUAUUUUUUUUCUUUUGGUAACUAGGUCUGCUGGUUUACAUUUUUCUGUAUAACACUCAAGGGAAAAGACAAAAAUCAAUUUUGUAAUUUGUUUAGGAACCAGAAAUUUAUCUUUUCUAUGCGUUUACAGUCUUUUUCUUAUACCUACAGUUACUGCCACCUUCCUGAAGGUGGCAAGGG
Molecule: messenger RNA, 1481 nt
Organism: Elephantulus edwardii (Cape elephant shrew)
Lineage: Eukaryota; Metazoa; Chordata; Mammalia; Macroscelidea; Macroscelididae
Gene: IDH1
Product: isocitrate dehydrogenase 1 (NADP+), soluble
Exons: 8
Coding region: 22-1266 (414 amino acids)
Biological process (GO): isocitrate metabolic process
Cellular component (GO): mitochondrion; cytosol; peroxisome
Molecular function (GO): magnesium ion binding; isocitrate dehydrogenase (NADP+) activity; NAD binding
Source: RefSeq, a predicted model, not a curated record